GGAAGGUAACAUGUGUUUGCUGGUGGAGACAUUAAUCAAGUAGCAAGACCUCUUCAAUCCUUAGCGCGACAUACGAACAUUGAGAAAGGCCCAUAGUAAACUUUUAAAAAGUCAUUCAAAGAGGACUGUUUGAUUCCGUUUAUGAAUAAUUUUAAUCAUACUCAGAGGGGUGUCAAUGAAGCUCCAUUUGACACCUCAUUUGGAAGUCAACCUAACAGCUCUUCUGGAAAUACUCAUUUUCCGGUAACUUUAAACGCUGGAGGUGAUGAUUUAGAAAAAAAUCUAGACGAAAAGCUCAUGAACGCGUUUCCUGGCUUAGAGUCUCAUGUUUUCCAGCAUUCUCAGCCACCACCCCAUCCAUUUGAAAUGCCUACUUCUUUUGAAGAUCAAUACCCGUCAAAUUACUUUCCUCUCGAGGCUUCUUAUCCCAAUCAACCACACUUUCCAUCUUUAGCAUCACCUCCUAAUAAUGCAUCACCUUUUACUACCCAAUUUCCUUACUCCGAUACGGAUAAUAGUUGGCAAUUCCCUCAAUUGCCUCCAGUUGAUUCAAGCAUGUCUUCUGGACAGUUAGACCCUUCGACUUUAUCUUCUUUCCAGCCCAAUAUUAGUUUUCAACCCAGCGCGUCAUCGUCUUUUCAAAAUCCUUUAUUAAAACAACCAGGUGGACCUGUUGAUUUUAAAAAUACAUCUUUGGACAGUAAUCCUGUUCCUGCUUCUUCCCAUGGGGGCAACAACACUUCCUCGGGCACCAUUAGCCCGAGCCCACCUGUAAGGCCAUCUUCUGAGAAACUAGUCAUUGAAAAGUUAAAAUCAAAAGCAAAUCAAAAACCGACGGAAACUUCUUUGGCAUCUUUGCGACAAACACUUAAUGAAUGCCUUGAUCCAUUAAACACUAGCCAGGCACCCAAAGAAUGCGUUGCUAUCCUGGUGAACAUGAUGAGUACCGUAUCUCAAGAUGAUCAGAAGUUACUCUUUCUUGAGAUUUUGAAAAACAAUAGUGAAGCAACGAUCUUCUCAGAAUUAGUAGACGGUGGUCGCAAAUUAUUUCUUCCGAAACUACGUAAUUGGUUUGUUUCUGCUAUUCGUUCUAAAUCAGAUAAAGUUAUUCAUUCAAUUUUGCUUUUGUUAUGUAAAUUACCCAUAUCUGCUGAAAGGCUUGCGGAUGUUAAGUUUGGUAAACCAAUUCUGAUUGUAAAAAAGAAAUCAGCAAAUUCUGUUAUUCGGCAACACGCAGAAAGACUUUCAGACCUAGCUGAAAAAUCUGUCGCUGUUGAACUCGGUAAGGAUCACACGAAAGAUGCUGAGAAAGAAUCCAAUAAACCCGUAACUGCGAAGACGGUAACGAAUGCGAAUGUGGCAUCUACAAAUAUCAAGAAUCCUCCAACUAAAAAAGUCACCAGUGUUCCGGGUACUUCUUUUUUCAAAAACUUGUCUAAUCCAUCGAAAACCGGUACCCCUGCUUCUACGGCAAAGCCCUCGACAUCAGGUGCUAAGCAGACUCCUACAUCAACGCCCCUUUCUUCUAUAGUAGCAGGGUUAAAAGGGAAAGAUGCUGAUUUACAGAAGUCUCAAUUAUCAGGUCAAUCCAAUGCACGUGACGAGUUACCUAGUUUUAGAAAACGUCCCGUGAAGUCCGAAGAAGAAUCUGAAAAGUCUGAACCAUCAAGUGAAGAAAACUCUCUAAAGAAGAAGCGCCGGAAGAAAUCCGUUACGUGGAAAUCCGAUGAUGAGCUUGUUCAAGUUAAGAUCAUUGAGCAUGCAAACGAAGAAGAAUCAGCUGUUAAAACACCUCAUAUCUACGGUAGUGCAAGAGAUUUAGAUAGACAGGAAGCUCGUGUUGCUUUUGGUAAUCAAGUAGAAGACGAUGUUGAAGACGAGAUAAUUUGGUACAAGCCAAAACCCAUUGAAUUUGUGAUUUCAAAAGAAGAAUUACAUCCACGAGGUUAUAAGCGUGGUGGUGAUUCUAAUGCUAAGUCAACUUUGGAAUGUAAAGACGAAGAUGAACGAGAAAGUCAGCUCAAUGCUAAUCCAUCUUCAGCUACGUCUGUUUUGUCCAAUGUUACGGAGCCCAUAAAAGUCUUUGAUACUACCUUACCUCCCGUGUCUAUACCGCUCCCCAAGGAAAUUGAAAAUUCCCUUCAUGAAAAGAAUACUGAUUUAACAAAUGCCGGCAAUCAUGAACCUGUAUCUGAGAACAACUCGAAUACUCAUUUAAGUUCCAUCCUUUCCAAUCUGUCAUCAUCGGCAUCUUCUCAGCAACUUCAAAAUCCGUCCCUCAUGAUACCUAAUAAUGCAAGUGCCUACUCAAAUGUCUAAUUAUGAAUUUCAGCUUUUAUCUAAUACAGGAUGGUUGGUUUAUUCAAAUGAUCUAUUGCUAAUAUUUAACGGACUAUUUGGCUGAUUAGAAGUGUUUAUUUUUUAAAAUUUUUUGAUAUAAUAUUUAACUCAUCAAAAGCAUCCAUUAAUCAAUCGGUAGUUUCCUUUUUUCCUAUUUUUUUAUUUACUAUUCCUUAAGGCUACAUAUACAACAUAUGAGAAUACAAGCAGAUGGGUUAGUUCGUAGAUUUUAUUAUUUUCAUAUCUAAAGGGUUAUCAUAUGCCAUUUUUAAACUCAUGAUAGAGAUGCCAUUUCGUUCAUAAACUGACUAGGUGACUGAACGUCGGUACUGCCGUAGGUUAUAUGCUUGGGUGGAUUUUGUUCUUUUGCCCAGGCCAUCAAAUUUCCGUAUUCUAAGUAAUUACCACCACCCAAAACACACACAAUAGCUUCAUUAAAUAUCUGGCGUUUGUUCAUAUUUCUGGGAUCAUUAGAAGCAUAGGAAGCUUUAGGGUCAAAUAUUAGAUAAGACUCUGUCUGCUUGGACACGGAAGAAGAUCCGGGAUCCAUUAGGCUUUGAACGAUGGAACUUAUGGUCCCAUCUUUUCUAAAGGGGAUUAAAUUUUUAACACCGGAAAUUAUGUUUUCUAGACCGCCAAUCCCAGCCUCCUUAAAUCGAUCGGUAAACUACUGGUUAGCCAUUUUCUCAAAAAAUAAAUUUGAAUAAACAUACUUUACUGGAAAGACUCGAAAAUCCACCAAAGAUAUUAUCACCGGAUUGAUUAGCGACUGGGCGCGUCGUGGAAGAAGCCAGCAUGGUCAUUUUAGUAAUUUCACGGACCCUACCAUAGUUAGCAUAAGGAAGAGAAAAACUUUCUUAAAAUUUACCUUUUGACAAAAUUAAGAGCUUCUAAAUUACAGCCAUUAUUCACCAAUGCCUCUUCAUAUGCUUGCAAGUCGGUACUGGGAACUGCGUCAACACUCAAGUACCAAAUAAUAAAAAAUCGAAGCUUGUCUUCCGGUGUGCCUUUGUCUUUAUCAUUUAAGCAAGAAAGAAUAGCACUUUUAUUUAGUCCUGUAAUGUUGUCUUCCAUUUGGAAAAAAUCAUCAAGGUGUCGCUCUUUUAUGGCUUUCAAAAUUGCUGUCGCAAUACUCAUAUGCAUAUCCAAAAGCUGUUUACGAGCCGUAAGUUCUGGGAGAAGGCUAACCGCGGUCUUCAAAUAAGCAGAAUCAGUAAAUGCAUCGGCAUUAAAUUCCUCUAACGAAGAAGCACCAGAACGUCUUGUUAUUUCAUUUGCAUCAUUCUUAUAACGGGUUAAUUCUUCGUCGAUAUUCUCAGCUACCUCUGGAAAUGGUUUAUUGGCAUUCGCUUCCCAAAAAUAAUCGCUCCCAUUUAAGUCAUAGGAUUGCUUAGAGGUUUUUCCCUCAUUAGAAGUUUCCAUGGUUACUCUAUUGAGGUGCAUAUUCAAAGUGUCAUGGAUCAAUGCUUGAUAUGUCCAAGAAUGAUUAAUCAUGGGAACGAGGUCAACAGUCCUGUCUAACAAUAUAAGCAAAGGACGGAUUUUUGGAUUUAAAGUAUUAAACGCAUCCUUUGUAUUCAUUAAGUGAUCUUUUAGACGCUGAUUCAGUUUUCUAGCAACCAACUCAGCAGCAGACCCUUGGGGGCAACGAAUAAUAGGGAUUGUCCCGAGAGUGACAAUAACGGAAAAAAGUCUAUUCGUUGUACUUUGAAUUGUGUUUUCAAUCAGUGCAUCAUCGGAAGAAGGACUGUGGAUUGUAUGAAAGACCCUUGGGAGCUGGAGUGAGAAGAAGUCAGAUUCUAAUACUACGUAGUUUAGGUAUUGAUCGUAAACUUGAUUGAUCAUAUGGCUUGUAUUCGAUUUCGAGGCAAGUUCUGCAAAUUUUUCUAAAAGACUUCUUGGGAUGCUGGAAGAGAAACAGACGUAAGCAGAUUCGUACAAGCCUUUUGAGAGGUCCUAGUAUUGUUAGCAACAUAUAUAGUUUAGGGGUUUUAAGUAGAAUAAAGGUGAAGAUUAGAGAUUUUUUCUCGCUAGGAUAAUUGGUAAUAUACAUACAUUAAUGAUAUACUCAAUAUUUUCUU
This is a messenger RNA of Schizosaccharomyces octosporus yFS286, 4421 nucleotides long. RefSeq names its product mRNA cleavage and polyadenylation specificity factor complex associated protein. Lineage: Eukaryota; Fungi; Ascomycota; Schizosaccharomycetes; Schizosaccharomycetales; Schizosaccharomycetaceae. The coding region runs from base 142 to 2319 and encodes 725 amino acids. The transcript has 3 exons. The record is from RefSeq and is a predicted model, not a curated record.